This is a messenger RNA of Owenia fusiformis, 3349 nucleotides long. The record is from the annotation of a GenBank genome assembly. Lineage: Eukaryota; Metazoa; Annelida; Polychaeta; Sabellida; Oweniidae.
CACUUAGAAGAAAAAUUACCAUGUCUGAAAAAUUCCAACUUCAUUUUGGUUACAAUGAAGUGCUGGACAUUCCACAAGCUGCCAAAAAUAUACAACUACACACAAUUGUAUCAUCGCAGAUUAUUUUAGCCCUAUCACAAGGAGAUAUAGCUUUCUUUUUGACGAAAAAUAUACCGACGGGUUCGCCACAAACACCCGAUUUGAUUCAUAUUGGCGGUUCCAUUUUCACAUGGAGUCUACAUUCCAACAACCUUUCUAUAGCAUGUGCUGGUCCUUUGAACUCUACAGUUCACGUUACGAUUUUAUGUAAGUCACCCCAAGUAGAUCAUCGUGUGAAUGUGACAUACUCAUUGCCAGAAACAGUAACAGAACACAUAGCAACACCAACUUAUAAUAUUAAACCACCUGAGACAGCAGCAGCUGAUGACAAACUUGCCAAAGAAAUUGAUCCAACUACUGCAUCGGGUAACGCUGAAAUAGAACACGAUAAUGAAAUACAUGACCAAAUAGACGAUAUAGGAUUACGCUUCCCAUCAACAAAAUUGAUUCCAAAUUUAUUAAGGGUUAAUCCCGUCCACACAAUGGGCAGAUUCACAAACGCUGACCCAGUUAGUUUCAUCAAAGGUGAAAAGGCUAACGAACUUAAUCCACACAAACAAGCCAAAGACUAUUCCAAUACAGUUAAACCUCCACGUGCUAAAGGCAACCUCAACACGGGGACAACGUUAAUGAGCGACGCAUCUUACGAUCACUACAAGAACAUAAAGACUCCCGCAAUGCCACAAGGCGUGAGGAAGAUUAUAGUGUUACAAAAACCUGGGGGACAAGCAACAACAGUUGCAAAUAAAGUGAUAAGAUUUCUACCUGAAGAUACAACUCAUAACUCAAGAGCUAGCACAUCCAGAUUCACGUUAACAUCGAAACCAUACACAAAAACAACAAGUGAUACUGAACAGCGAAGUGAUAAUGACCUAACGUCGUUACUGGAAGGUCAAGAUGAAGAUGUUUAUAGAUGGAGGAGAGACAUUGAAGGGUUCUGUAGUUCUUCUUGCGAUUCAGGUGUGAAAGUCCCAUACGUAAUUUGUGAGGACCGUUAUGGCAACAAAGUUGACAAUUCGUUUUGUGAUCCAUCACGUCGUCCAUUACCCACCAAACAAGUAUGUAAUGGUGUACCAUGUAAACCCAGGUGGGAAACUGGAGCAUGGGGACCCUGUUCUGCGACGUGUGACAAAGGUCUGCAAAACCGUCCAGUUCAUUGUUGGUUGAUCAUAGCACCAGGUAUGCGCAGUUCCCUGCAUGACGUCAUGUGUGAUUCCGCAGAGAAACCCUCUACUGAACGCCAAUGCCAGGUCCUGCCUUGCACCCCUACUUGGUUCAUAUCCGAGUGGAGUGAGUGUUCAACAGAUUGUGGCCCCGGAUACAAGAGACGCACGGUGUGGUGUUCAGGAGAGAUUUGCACUGGGAAACGGCCCAAGGCGCAUGGACAUUGUCUUGGGAAGAAGUGUGAGGGGGUUCAAUGGUCACCAGGCCCAUGGGAAAAGUGUGAUGGGAAAUGUGGAAAGGGAUUUAGACACAGAGGACUACAUUGUACCACAAUUGGGGGCAGACUGCUGAAUGAAAGAAGGUGUCCAAGUAAUGAGAAACCAUUGACAAUCGAGGCGUGUUCCACGACGUCUGCUUCAUGUCCAGAUGCAUUAUGGGUACCACAGGAAUGGGGUGCGUGUUCUGUCUCAUGUGGCGAUGGUGUUACAACCAGGAAAGUGAUAUGCAGCAGAGUUGCAAACGAUACAUUCGAAGUCCUUGACAAAGAAGAGUGCAAUAUUGUGGACAGACCUUCAAACAUUGCACGAUGUCGCCAGCAGCCAUGCGCACCAGGAUGGGCAACGACAUCUUUUGAUGACUGUCCAAAGGAUUGCGGAUCAGAGGUUAAAUACGCAAUGCGUUACGCAGUGUGCUUACAAAAUGACGUCAUAUCCACGAGAUGCAAGCCCAAUACCCAACCACGUAUCUACGAGAAAUGCCCCGUUAACAAAUGCAAAGAGGUAUGUGAGGACCUUCCAGGAAAUAAGUGCAAAUUGGUAUCUGAACUAAACCUCUGUGCCGUAUAUGGGAAGAAAUGCUGCAAAUCCUGCUCAAGAUCCUUGAAAAGGCUCCAAUAAGUUAAACAUAUACUUUGGAUUGGCCCAGUACAUUGGUUCCGCUACGAUCUUUGCCUGUCUUCAAUGGAUUGAGAAGGGAAGACAAAGUAAAAUAGUGUAUACGAAAUAAUAUCACUAUAGGGAUGAUGGUCCCCUGUCUAUAUGGUCCAUACUUGCCGCAAUUGAGUAUAAACUAAUGAAGGAAGGACUUAGAUGUCACUUUAUCAAUCAACGGAGAAGGGGGGGGGGCUAUAUUUGACCAAAUUACUUUAACACUGGUGAUCUCUGCAACAUUAUAUAUAUUAUUUAUACUUGCAUUUAAAUACGUGACAUAAUGUUUUGUAAAAAAAAUGUUAUUUGUAUUUAGAUAUAUCUCACAAUGUAACAGUACGCGACUUUACUAACAUGUGACGUUUUCACGUCCGAUAUAUGACAACAUAACGAUAGACGCAUACACAAUAAGGGGGUUUAAGCUAGGACACUUUUGAGACUUUGUAGCCUACUCAAACAGGUAGAAUCAUGGUUCUCCUUGGAUAAGAUUCCCCUGCCUGACUUAAUAUAAAGGUAUGAGAGAACAAUAUAAUUGUAAUAAGGUCACUGGAGAAAAAAUCGAGAGGGAGAAGGGCCCAGACAGUAAUGCAAGGGCGUCAUACCAUUACGUUCACGUUCUCUUGGAAAAAAUAGCGUAUCUUCCUUAAUAUUGUUGUAUAACAUCUAUCGCUUAUACAAAAAUACAGUACUCGACAAAGCUAACCUGACAGGUCGGUUUGACAUGCUAUGAUAUAUAAAAAAUAUAGUCAUGCAUUUAACGAAAUCUGUGAUAUUUAUGAAAAUGACCAGCUAUACUAUAUUGUGCGUCUUAUUUAUUAUAAAUAUAUGUGAUUCUUUAGAUGUAUACGCCCCAUCCAUGCCAUCAUAAGUGUAGAAUUUUCGUGAUCAUGCCAUAAUUUGGACCUUACUACACAUACGAAUGUCAAAUCCCAUCAAAACUAUUCCAACCUAAGUUGAAAUUGUUGACUUGACUUUCAUUUGAAAGAUCCUAAUGCCCGAGUCGCUUUUGCCCCGAUUCAUCGGCCUGCGUAUUUUCAAAAUUGUAAUUCCGUUUUGAACAAAACACCCAAAUCGGCUGGGCGCCGACCGAUGAAUCGGAAUUGAUGUGACUCAAGCAUAACGCCAACGAAAUACUAUGGGUUCACUGCAAAGCCUUAGAU